ACUUACACUAAAACGCUAAAGAGGUCGCUGGCAUGUGAGCGAGUGCCAGUCAGGAAAUACGUACAGAGAGAGAGAGAGAGAGAGAGAUGGAAGAUAACAAUGGAAGUAGAAAGCUUUGUGGGAGAAUUGUAAUGGAAGAAGAAAACCCAUUUUGAAUUUGUUAAUAGGGAGGGAGGGGGGUUUAUAAAGAUUGGAUUUUGGAGAGUUUUAAUGAAGACAGAAGGAGGUGAUCCGGCGCCGGCGCCGGCGGCGAAGGAGUUGAAGGAGGAGUUGCAGAGGGCGGUGAAGGCAAUAGUGAGCGAGGAUGACGUCAAUGCGGAGGUCAUUGAUAGAGCCCAGCAAGCCCUAUGCGCCUUAAGAGGCCUCCACCAUUUUCCGGCGGAGUUCCGGUGCCCACUUUCCGGCGAACUCAUGAAGGACCCCGUCGUUAUUGCUUCUGGCCAGACUUAUGACAGACAAUUCAUUCAGAAAUGGUUAAAUUCUGGGAAUAGGAUAUGCCCACAGACACAACAGAUGCUCUCACAUACUAUUCUUACACCUAAUCACUUGAUUAGGGGAAUGAUAUCAAAGUGGUGCAAGGCUAAUGGGAUAUGGCUGCCUGAUCCUGUUCACGAGGAUGGCGUUACAGACGCUGAUCGCGACCAUUUCCUCGUGUUGCUCGAGAAGAUGUCUUCGAGUUUGUGUGUGCAGAGGAGUGCAGCGAGAGAGCUGCGGUUGUUGACGAAGAGAAUGCCAUCGUUCAGGGCGUUGUUUGGGGAGUCGAUGGGAGCCAUACCGAAGUUGCUGUCCCCUUUGUCUCGAGGCGAGAAUUGGAGUGAUGUGCACCCUGAUCUCCAAGAGGAUAUAAUCACGACGAUCUUGAACCUCUCGAUCCAUGACAGUAACAAGAAGCUCGUUGCAGAGACCCCGAGGGUGAUUCCUGUUCUGAUUGAUUCGUUGAGGUCGGGGGUGAUUGAGACGAGGAGCAAUGCAGCUGCUGCCAUCUUCACGCUAUCAGCUCUAGACUCCAAUAAGGCGCUUAUUGGGAAAUCGGGUGCCCUGAAGCCUCUUAUUGACCUCUUAGAAGAAGGGCAUUCUUUGGCGAUGAAAGAUGUUGCUUCAGCCAUUUUCAUUCUCUGUGUUCUCCACGAAAACAAGGCGAGAGCUAUCAGAGAUGGGGCGGUUAGAGUCCUGGUCGAAAAGAUUAUGAACAAAGUUCACGUUGAUGAACUACUAGCCAUCCUCGCUAUGCUGUCUAGCAACCAUAGAGCAAUCGAGGAAAUGGGAGAGCUCAGGGCAGUCCCAUCCCUGCUUAGUCUAAUCAGGGAGACAUCUUGUGCCCGUAACAAGGAGAACUGCAUCGUUAUCCUGUAUGCAAUCUGUUCUGCUGAUCGCACCAGGUUGAAGGAGAUCAAGGACGAGGAGAGUAGCUACGGGACAAUCUCCCAGCUCGCUCAAAAUGGCACUUCACGAGCCAAGAGGAAGGCUAGCGGGGUUCUUGAUAGACUCAACAGGGGAGUCGGUUUCAUCCACACUGCAUGAUGAAGCAGAUGGAGCACAAUCAGCACACACAAUCUGUACAUUCUUCGCCUUUUGAGGCUCUCUGCAAUCUUCGCUCUGUAUAUUCCAUCUAGUCGAGGUUUUAUAAAUAACAUCCCGCAACCAAUAUCAUAUCAUCAGUUCAUUCGUUUCUCUAUAAGCUUGAGAAGCAACUGUUUGAAUUUGAAAUUGCUUCUUCGUCUACUUGGAAGUUGAAAUAAAGCAGCAUGUUCCCGGUUUUCCAAAGAGUGUGAUUCCAUUGUGAAAUUUAUUAUUACUGCAAAUAUCUCCGUUUUGUUUAGUGCAGUUGCAGUGUUGAGGGCCACACGGCUCUCAGGGCGACGAAUCCUUCCAACUUCUUUGCUGGCUACUGUGUGGGUGACCUUUGUUUGGGCAUUAGAAGAGUCAAAACAUCAUUGCCACUAUCUAUAUCAGGUCCAGGGAUGAAUGAAUGGGGUUAGAAUAACAGCCAGCAAGUAGGAUGGUGCUCUGAUUCCUACUAGUGUGGUCCUUCCAAUGUGAGCCAUGUCAGGUUAGAAUGUAUCUAUCAUUCAAACAUCUGGCUAGACCACAACUGCAAAGCCAGAGGAUCGAUUCUUGUAUAUGUGUGUAUAUGUCAAAAGUGCUUCAGAUCAGUCUUUUUACGGAGUAAGAGUCAAAAGUGCUUCAGAUCAGUCGUUUUACCGAGUAAGAGUCAAACUCGCUCUACAGAUACGAUCCGGACCAAACUCAGAUCAGUCUCACAUAGCAGAGAUAUCGAGUGUUAUACGCUGAUACAAAAAUAUCUGGCAAGACACCACCCCCACCCCUACCCCAUCCAUCCUACCUAUUGGAGCAAUCACACUUGAUUUCUAGUGGGAUAUCUGCUUUUUCUUAUCAUCAUUGUACUAAUCAAGUGGUGGACAAUCAAGUGACUCAUGGUCAUAUCAGCAGUGUGUUGUAAAGAGGAAAUAUGAAUCCUAGAAUUUAUGUAUGAAGCUUUUGUUUGUUUGGUUCCAUGUAA
This is a messenger RNA of Ipomoea triloba (trilobed morning glory), 2521 nucleotides long. Its product is annotated as U-box domain-containing protein 9-like. Bases 211 to 1521 code for a protein of 436 amino acids. Gene Ontology annotation, biological process: protein ubiquitination. NCBI's taxonomy places the organism in Eukaryota, Viridiplantae, Streptophyta, Magnoliopsida, Solanales, Convolvulaceae. The transcript has 2 exons. The record is from RefSeq and is a predicted model, not a curated record. Gene Ontology annotation, molecular function: ubiquitin-protein transferase activity; protein binding. Gene Ontology annotation, cellular component: cytoplasm; nucleus.